This is a messenger RNA of Oncorhynchus masou masou (cherry salmon), 3216 nucleotides long. Its product is annotated as GDNF family receptor alpha-4-like. Gene Ontology annotation, cellular component: external side of plasma membrane; signaling receptor complex. Gene Ontology annotation, biological process: nervous system development. Gene Ontology annotation, molecular function: signaling receptor activity. Bases 1051 to 2253 code for a protein of 400 amino acids. The record is from RefSeq and is a predicted model, not a curated record. The transcript has 8 exons. Lineage: Eukaryota; Metazoa; Chordata; Actinopteri; Salmoniformes; Salmonidae.
GUGCCAACUGUAAAGUUUGGUGGAGGAGAAAUAAUGGUCUGGGGAUGUUUUUCAUGGUUUGGGCUAGGCCCCUUAGUUACAGUGAAGGGAAAUCAUAAGGCUACAGUAUACAAUGACAUUCUAGACGAUUUUGUGCUUCCAACUUUGUGGUAACAGUUUGGGGAAGGCCGUUUUCUGUGCACAAAGCGAGGUUCAUACAUAAAUUAUUUGUCGAGAUUGGUGUGGAAGAACUUGAGUGGCCUGCACAGUGGUUUGACCUCAACCCCAUCGAACACCUUUGGGAUGAAUUGGAACGUCGACUGCGAUAGCCCUAUUUUGUAAAAGACCAAGGACAUAUUAUGGCAAGAACAGCAAAGAGAAAUUACAGUCCAUCAUUUCUAUAAGACAUGGUCAGUAAAUCCAGAAAAUUUAAUGAACUUUGUGUACAGUCUAAAAACCAUCAAGUGCUAUGAUGAAACUGGCUCUCAUGAUGACUGCCACAGGAAAGGAAGACCCAGAGUUAUCUCUGCUGCAGAGAAUAAUUUAGAGUUAACAGCCUAAGACAUUUCAGCCCAAAUAAAUGCUUCACAGUGUUCAAGUAACAGUCACAUCUCAACAUCAACUGUUCAGAGGAGACUGUGUGAAUCACGCUUUCAUUGUAGAAUUGCUGCAUACCAACCACUACUAAAGGGCAGCAAAAAUAAGAAGAGACUUGUUUGGGCCAGGAAACACGAGUGUAAGGGCUAUUUGACCAAGAAGGAGAGUGAUGGAGUGCUGCAUCAGAUGACCUGGCCUCCACAAUUACCCAACCUCAACCCAAUUGAGAUGGUUUGGUAUGAGUUGUACCGCAGAGUGAAUGAAAAGCAGCCAACAAGUGCUCAGCAUAUGUGGGAACUCCUCCAAGACUGUUGGAAAAGCAUUCCAGUUGAAGCUGGUUGAGAGAAUACCAAGAGUGUGCAAAGCUGUCAUCAAGGUGUGGUCCCCUCCUUGUCGCCCCUCCCCCUUGGCUUUGUAGACUGUGUGGAGGCAGAGAGGGGGUGUAAGGAAGACCCCCGGUGUAAGGAGCUGUACAUGACCCUGGAGUACUGUGCAUCCGAGGAGGCGUUGGCUCCGCUGGGGAACAAGGCCAGCAUAGAGUGCCUGGAGGCCCUGAGCGGCCUGCACUACCUCCCUCUGUUGGCCUGCAAGUGUCAGCGCGGCGCACGCAGAGAGGAGCACUGCCUCAAAGUCUACUGGAGCAUCAGGAUCCUGCAGGGUUAUGAUGACAUUGAGGGGUCUCCCUAUGAGGACUCGCCAGUGGAGUCUUCUCGAAUGGCCUCCUUAGUGGCAGCAGCCUCCUCUCUUCUUCUAGAUGGACAGAACGUAUGUCUGAAGGCAGCCCAGGACUGUGGUCUGUAUGAGAAAUGUGGUUCCCUGAGGUCUGAGUACGUCCUGGCCUGCACCAAGCAUGCCCCAGGCUCGGACCACUGCAACAGGCAGAAGUGCCACCGGGCGCUGCGGCGCUUCCUGGAGCGCGUUCCGGAGGAGUACAGCCUGGGGUUGCUGUUCUGCCCCUGUACUGACAAACUGUGUGGGGAGAGACGCAGGAAGACCAUCGUCCCUUCCUGUUCCUACCAGGAGAGAGACUGGAUACAGCCCAACUGUCUGCUUCUGCAGAGCUUCUGCAGGAGGGACCAACUCUGCAGGUCCAGACUGGCUGAUUUCCAGUAUAACUGCCAGCCCUCUGGCCAUUCCCCUUCUGGCUGUAUCAGAGAGAGUGGAGCUGUGUGCCUCAAAUCCUACGCCGGACUGAUCGGCACCAUCAUGACCCCCAACUACGUCAGCAACAGCACUGUGGAUGUGGACUUGUGGUGCAACUGCGAGGGCAGUGGCAACCAAUGGCAGGACUGCCUGAGGAUUCAGCACAUGUUCACCAACAACCCCUGUCUGGAGAACUCCAUCAGUACCAUGGGUAGCUCCUCCCCUCGGCCAGUGGAGAGCACUUUUCCCCCGCCCUCUCGCCCCUCCCCCUUGGACCAGCAGAAUGAGCUCAGCAACAACGCCCAGGAUGAGCUCAGCAACAACGCUGUGGAGCAGAGUGAGGAAGAGGAGGAUGUGGAGGAGGAGGAGGAGGAGGGGGGUCAGUUUGACGUGAUCCCUCUCUAUGCUGAGAAGGCCACGGUGUCCAACCUGGGUUCUGGGGGUGGGGAGGUGUCCCCCCGUCUUUCCAUCGGCCCCCCUCCCUCCUUGCUGCUGCUCCUUCUGCUACUGUCUGCCUCUCUGAGCUGUGGGUAAGAGGGGGGGGCACCCCCUUCACACAGACAAGAGCCCCCCCACAGAGACUGAGAGACUGAGAGAGAGAGGCUGAGAGAGAGAGGCUGAGAGAGACAGACAGAGAGAGAGAGAGAGACUUGUACAGUUUUCUUUGUCUUGCUUCACCUUCCACUGUCAGAGACUUGUCUUGUAUGACAGACCGGGAUGAACCAACUCCAAAGUGACAGAGGGGGGUUAAACUGAGUGACUUGAUAUAUUAUAUGUAAUUUCCUCUUUUGCUGAAAACUUGUGACAGGUUACUAUGGGUCCGAUGGCGCUUCAGUAUAUUCAAGCUUAACUCUGUCCAUUCAUACCUCUAUCUCCAGUGAUGGAGAAGUCAUGAAAAACUAGUCAGUGGUAUGAAGGAAGUAAUGUGCAUAUGUAGCAUCUCUAAACAUGUAGCUUGACAGAGUGUGUUCUGUCUGUGCCAGUGUGUGAGCAUUAUGCAAAGAGUGGAGGGUUUUUCAGAAUCAUCUCGUCUCCCGCCUCAUACUCACCCCUGUCAGCAGUCACACACACACACACACUAACACACGGCAUUAACACACGGCAUUAACACAAAUAAAACAAGUCAUAAUGAGAGGAAAAAAGGCAUUCCAUAAAUGUGAGUAAUAAAGCAAGUACAAACCAAAUGUAAUAACUUUUCAACAGGUGCAGGCGCCCGUCUGGGGUUGACACUGGCAAAGAAGAUGAGGGGGUAGAGAGAGAGUUUAUCAUGUGUGGUCUAUUUCCACUUUUUACUUGUUUUAGUUUGAGGGGAGAUAAUAUGGUACGGCAUGAACUCUUUAUCUUAUAGUGGCUCUUGGGGAAAAAUGUGGGUGAGCGAGCAGUAGAGGGAGAGAAAGAAAGAGUAAACCAGAGAGAGAGAGAGACCCUUGAGCGGAAACAUACAAUAGAGAAUGGCUGGCCCUCCAUUUCCUCUGUCUUAUAAAUCUUUUGCUGACA